AGUUGGGGAUGGGAUGGGAUGGACGCAGGUGGAGAAUCACGAAUGUUUGUAUGCGCUCAGGACAUCCAUCAUGCCUUGCUGCACCUGGACCACGGCUCCAGUCACAAGUCUCUCCCACUCCCACCCGCAGUCACGCUGAAGAGCGUCCGCCCGCUGUUCCUCCUCGGCAAGCAUCGAUCAGCCUGCAAUGUCGUUUGCGCCUCUGCUUAGACGCAGCGCUUCCACUGUCGGGACUUGCGUCUGCAACCGGCACGCUGCUGCUGCUGCUGCUGCUGCUGCUGGAUCGAGUCGAUCGAUGACGACAGCGACAGCGACAGCGAUCAGCAACGCCGUCACUUUGAAGUGCUCCCCCAAGCUCGCAAGCAGUAGUGCCUGCUGCUCCUCUCGCACUUUUUCCAGCUCCACCGCGCAUCGCACAGCAGCAGCAGCGGAUGCCACCAUCACCGCGUCGUUUCCCCCGGCCAACUCGGCAGAGCACACAGAGUUGUUGCAGCGUGCCAAAGCUAGACUUGUACACCUUGGCUUUCAUCACCAAGAGUCGUUUUGGGAACAGAGGAUAUGCUGGGGCGAUCACGACUGCGUGAGUAUCGCAUCGGCCGCGCGUCAGACGAGGCAUGAGGCUCACGCCGCACACGCGCGCGCGCGCGCGCGCGCACACCAGUUUCAGCACGGUGAGUUAUCGAGCGUAACGUCUUGAGCGCCCGUUGUGACAACCUGCACUCCAAAACUCACACGGCGCUGUGUGCGCUGCGUGCCUCCAUCUCUUCUGCAGUGAACAAUGUGCACUACGUUCGAUUUGUAGAGUCUGCUCGCAUGCGCUACGGAGAAGUGUUGGCCUCCAGAU
Molecule: messenger RNA, 844 nt
Organism: Ceraceosorus guamensis
Lineage: Eukaryota; Fungi; Basidiomycota; Exobasidiomycetes; Ceraceosorales; Ceraceosoraceae
Exons: 1
Coding region: 188-697 (169 amino acids)
Source: RefSeq, a predicted model, not a curated record